This is a messenger RNA of Camelina sativa (false flax), 1639 nucleotides long. RefSeq lists its product as uncharacterized. NCBI's taxonomy places the organism in Eukaryota, Viridiplantae, Streptophyta, Magnoliopsida, Brassicales, Brassicaceae. The record is from RefSeq and is a predicted model, not a curated record.
UGAACACAUCAACAAUAGUUUAUGUUGCAUAAACUGCUCAGCUACAUACAUUUUAAGCAUCUAUUUACAGACGAGGACAAAUAAUAAUGGGUAAAUAUCUUUUUUUAUAUUCGUUUUGGGCAAAUAGAUUGAAAUCUCAACAUUACUUUACUAUUUUGUUUUCUUCUUUCCCUAUUCCUUUUUCUUUAGCUGUUCCUCUUCUUUUUCUUUUUGUUUUAUCGUGAAAAGUACAAGUCUACAACAACUGAUUAGUCCCUCCAUCUCCUAUUGUCUCCUUAGCUUCGUAAGACAAGUUACAAAAGAAUUAAAAAGAAAAGCUGAAGCUGCCAUUUUUGACUUGAGAAUCUUCAUUUCUUUCUUUCUUUUCUUUGACUUCAAAAUCUUCUUCGAUCCAUUCUUCAUUCUUCAACAUCGUUUUCAAAUCUUCAAGGUCUCUUUAUUCUUUUCCCGGGCUUUGGCUCUUGAAUGAUAUCCAACGGAGACAUAUACAUAUAUACGGAGAGAGAGAUAUUGUGUGUGUGUCAAAGAGAAAAAGAGAGAGUGGGAGAGAGGUUAUGGCUAUUGACGUUUGUUGUUCGGAGGCCUCUGGUUCUGGAAUUAGUCCAAGAAUCUCUUUCUCUUACGAUGUAGACUCAACGGACGACGGUGAAGUCAGAUUAGACACAACACUUCUUGAAUCAGGUUCAGAUUUAGAUUUCUGCUUUGGCUCGAGUUGUUCUGUUCAAGAAGUGUCUCCGGCUGAUGAACUCUUCUUCGAUGGCAAGAUUCUUCCCGUACAGAUCAAGAAAGAUUUACCACAGGCAGUAACGUUCCGUGUUCAAAGAUCAGCUUCUCUCUCGUCAUCAUCAUCAUCUUCUUCCUCUUCCUCUUCAUCCUCAUCGAGAGCACCCGAAAAGAAGAUGAGACUCAAAGAGCUUCUAUUGAAUCCUGAAUCUGAUUUCAACGACAAGCCAAGAGGACUGUUCUUGCAAUUCAAGAGAAGCAUAAGUCUCAACUACGACAAAGGCCGAAACAGCAAAGGGCUGAUAAGAUCCCUUCAUUUCCUCUCACGCAGCAACUCCACUCCAAACCCUAACCUUAACUUGAACCCCAAGGAAACCCAUCACACUCACAAGGCGCACAAUCUUCCUAAACACACGUCUCCUUUAAGAAGAUCAUCUUCGCUCUCAGCUUCUUCAGUCCCUUAUCACCUCAAGUCACAGGGCAGAAAGAGUUUCGGAAACGGAAACGGUGGGAUUCGAGUCAGUCCGGUCCUGAACUUCCCACCGCCGGCGUUCAUCUCAAACGUCGCCGACGGAUUUUUCAGCAUUGGAUCUCUCUGUAGUGGUAAGACCAACACAAAGACAAAAUUAUGAAAACAUCUUUUGGCAUUUUGUGGCCGGAGGGGGAAAAAAAGUUCAAACAAGAAAUGUCUUUAUUAUUUAUUUAUUUUUCUUACUGUUUGUAUAAUGUGGAAUAUUAAUAUAGACAGCACAUGUGAAGAUUAGACAGCAUGUGGGUUUUGUCUGUAAUUUCAAAAACCAAAAAACAAGAAUAAUUGACAAACUAGGAAGCGUAGCAGAAGCAUAGGUACACUUCGUUGAUUGGAUCUUUGUGGUAAUAAGAUUAGUUUUGUAAACACGUAAAUAGAAAAAGAUAU